Messenger RNA from Cladophialophora carrionii CBS 160.54, 1263 nucleotides. RefSeq lists its product as uncharacterized. The record is from RefSeq and is a predicted model, not a curated record. Bases 1 to 1263 code for a protein of 420 amino acids. Lineage: Eukaryota; Fungi; Ascomycota; Eurotiomycetes; Chaetothyriales; Herpotrichiellaceae. The transcript has a single exon.
AUGGAUAUACACUCUUCCUUGCCCACCAGCCAGUCGUUCCAGCUCCUGGAACUUCAGCCUGAGUUGAAAGACUCGAUCACCAUCAGGCUGAUCGUUACAGACCUGCACAAUGCUCCAGCUUUUGACGCGUUGUCUUACACCUGGGAAAACCCACUCUCACAGUUUAUAGAUGAUAGCAGCAACUUCACAGACACAGCAAAGUUCAAUCUGUUGUGUGGUGGCCGAAAGAUCCCCAUCAAGGGGAACCUGCACAGGGCGCUACUGAGGCUUCGUGAUCUGGACCUGUCCCGGUUCGGUCGAUCUGUGUCAAAGUACCUAUUUGCGGACGCUAUAUGUAUCAAUCAAGGAGACCAUAAGGAGAAGGCGGCUCAAGUGAGGAUGAUGGGGGAGAUCUUCGCAGCCGCAGAAAAGGUACUAGGCUGGCUAGGACCGGAAGACCAAACAACUCCUGAUGUUUUUACCGUCAUUGACAGCUUGUCCACGAUCCCGCGCGACAGGUACACUGCCGUCACGGCGGCUGACUUAUGGAAGCCAGAGAUUUACCCAUCGAAACUCGACAUCUCGCCGCUGACUUAUCAGCAUUGGCUCGCUCUUGUGGCCUUUUUGUGUCGCCCCUUCUCCGAGCGAGUCUGGAUCAUUCAGGAAAUGGUCGCUGCAAAGGAGAUCUUUCUCAUCUGCGGGACGAGGGUGUACACUUGGGAGACUGUCUCGGCCGCCUUGUCCUUCUUGACUUACAGCAGGUGGUUUCUGCUCCUCCAUACCGAUCAGAUCUCCGUCGCCAAUGUGGUGCUUGAGAAUAUUCCGGUCUACCAGAAAUUGAUGAAGGCCAAAAUCCAUGCCGGUCAAAGCGCGUGGCAUCUCUUCCAUGCCAGAAACGGGAUGGUCGUGACUGGCAAGGCUUGGACGCUACCGUCGCUUCUGCUGAACCACCGCUACUGUAAGAGCAAAGACGCGCGAGAUCGGGUGUACACCUUGUUGGGAAUUGCGAGGAAGAACCACCGUCCGUUUGACACACAGCCUCACCUGCGAGAAGUCGAAUAUUCUGAUUCCAUGACGGCACAACGUCUGUUUACACGUACAGCGAGAUCACUUCUGCGCGCUUGGGAGGAUUUGUCAUUCCUUUCCCACAAUGAGGGCACUUUCGCAACCGAGGUUAGCGGCCUGCCAUCCUGGGUUCCCGACUACUCUGUCGAAUGUAUGCCUGAUCCUCUUUCACGGCGGACUUCAUCCUGCAAGUGGAAAGCAGCAUGCGAUCUGAAAUGA